AUGAGUGAUAUUGUCAAACAGUCUUCAUCCAAGUCAUCAAAUGGUCCACAAACUUCAUACUGUCAGGAACACUCGUUUGAACGCAGGGCUGCUGAAUCCCGACGUAUUCUUGACUCCUUUCCUGACAGAGUGCCAAUAAUCGUUGAGCGGAGUGCUUCAUGGGCUUCCAAACCACUCCCUUACAUGGAAAAGAAAAAGUUUCUAUGUCCAGGUGAUAUUACUGUUGGUCAAUUCCAAUCCGUAAUCCGUAGACGGUUAGAAUUAAAUCAGCAACAAGGACUGUUUCUUACUGUCGCAAACAAGUUUCUGCCACCUUCAUCAGCACUGCUGUCGCAAGUUUAUGCUGAACAUAGUGACCAGGAUGGCUUUUUGUAUGUUGUUUACGCUACUGAAAACGUAUUUGGUCAGAUGCGCUGAUAUCUUGCUUUCCAUUCGUGUACUGAGCAUUCGUCUCCGCUUUCGUAUCAUCUAUUCCCAGAAUAUUUGGAUCGUAUUUAUCUAUUGCCUACCAAGUACAUAUUGACAAACUAAACAUGCCAUGCUUUUUACAUUCAACUCAGUAAAUAAACUGCAAAUACACCAU
Molecule: messenger RNA, 583 nt
Organism: Batrachochytrium dendrobatidis JAM81
Lineage: Eukaryota; Fungi; Chytridiomycota; Chytridiomycetes; Rhizophydiales
Exons: 4
Coding region: 1-417 (138 amino acids)
Biological process (GO): macroautophagy; cellular response to nitrogen starvation
Cellular component (GO): fungal-type vacuole membrane; cytosol; autophagosome
Molecular function (GO): phosphatidylethanolamine binding
Source: RefSeq, a predicted model, not a curated record